UCCCUUUCUUUCUGGCUGGAAUAAACCGUAGAAGAAGAAGUCAGGCGCGCUGCCGCGGCCUGUGCUAGCUAGCUCGCGAGCUUACACGGAACGGAGCGAGGCUCGAGCUGGUAGCGUCGGCGCCACAAAGAAAAACGUGUUCUGUUCAUCCUAAACGGUCUGGAUUCUCGGUACUCUCCCCUUUGUCUUGAGCUCAUCAUCCAAUCACGACAAGCCUUGGUUUAUCUUUUUUAUUGGUGACUAAAAUAAGGAAUUGAAGGAUUGGACUAGCAUUAGGAUACCAACGACUGCGACAAAAGCAAUAAGUGAACUUGAAGUCAACAGGUGCCCCCCAUUCCCUCUGUGUCAGCAGCAGUGCAGCUUAUUCCUUCACCAUGUCAGAGGGCCGGAUCUAUGUCGGGAAUCUUCCCAUGGACGUCCAGGAGAGGGAUGUUGAGGAUCUUUUCUACAAAUAUGGAAAAAUCCGUGAGAUUGAAUUGAAGAACAACCGAGGCACUAUACCGUUUGCCUUUAUCCGAUUUGAAGACCCACGGGAUGCGGAUGAUGCCGUCUAUGGAAGGAACGGAUAUGAAUAUGGAGACUCUAAACUGCGUGUGGAGUAUCCUCGAUCCUCUAGUAAAUUUAAUCCAAUGGGAGGUGGCGGUGGUGAUAGAGGAGACGGGCCCAGAGGAAGAUUCGGACCCCCGACACGGAGGUCUGAGUUCCGUGUAAUAGUGACCGGCUUACCGCCAAGCGGCAGUUGGCAGGAUCUGAAGGAUCACAUGCGCGAGGCGGGCGACGUCUGUUUUGCCGACGUGCAGCGCGACGGGGAGGGUGUGGUGGAGUUUCUCCGUCGAGAGGACAUGGAGUAUGCUUUGCGCCGACUGGAUCGUACGGAGUUCCGGUCUCACCAAGGCGAGACGGCUUACAUCCGCGUCUACGAGGAUAGAGGCACCCCCAACUGGAGUCGCUCGCGGUCCCGCUCCAGAUCCAGAGGUCGGUUUUCGCCGCCCUACCGAGGAUCGCCGCCACCACGCUACCAGUCCCCUCCUCGCAUGUCACGCCAUAGUCCGCCUAGGAGACACGGACCAUCCCACCACAGCCCACCACCCCGUCACUACCGCUAAACGCUCAGGAGGAUUCAUCGAGGAAACCAAGAACGUUUUGCAAUCUUUUUAUUUUUCUACCACAGCCAUUGUAAGUCGCAUUGUGUCUUGCUGCAUACAUUCCAUGGCGCCCCCCCUCUUUCUUUUUUUUUUGUUUUUUUUUUUUAAAUACCUUUGCGGUCUCAGAAGAAUUUUGACCCAUUUGAUAUGCAUAGUAAAUUAGUUUGCUUAAACAAGUUCUCACAAAGUUAGAAUAUCAGUCCCAUUUUUUUGCAGCUUUAUCUUUAGAGAAUUGUUUUUGUGCAGAAUCUCAACCUAAUCAAUAUCUUCUGAUCCAGAACAAAUUAGUGAAACUUUUCAAAUGUUGACUGCACCUUGUGCUGUUUUUUUUUUUUUUUUUUUUUUUUUAUGAGCAUCUGACUGAAAUAGUUGAAAUUAUCAUCUUGUGUGCAUCUUUUUCUUUACUAACAAAAUCUUUACUACGUACGGCUUUGUCAUUAAUUCAAAACUUUAUUUGAAUUACAGUAGAAGUUUACAGUUAACUGUUUUUUUCCACAGGAAAGACUCAAUUCAGUUAACCACUGUAAAAUGCAGCUACAUUGGUACCUUGACUUAUAAGUUAAAAUGUUCCAUGACUGAGCUCAAAACCCGAUUUACUCAUCUCAAAUUGAAUGAAAUGCGGGAUACUGGAGGCCACCGUUUAGCAGCGGCGCAUCAGAAGCUCACUAGCACAUCAAAUUUUGGCUCAGAACAUCAACAAAAUUAUUAUACCAAUAAUUCAAAUUAGAGUAAAACGGGAUAACCCCAAUAUUUCUCAACAUCGCUGCGCUUUCAUUUCAUCAACUCGGGGAACCCCAUUUCCACUUCCAAUUUCAGUUAAAAAUACCCACCAAUAAGCUUGAACAGGCUGAAAUUUGGAGGUGUAUUCCAAGCCGACAUUUCAAAGUUAAUGUAACAUUUCAAAUUUGCAUCACCUUCCCCCAAAAACAGACUUAAAUAGCACAAAUGGAACAUGAAAAGAACAUUGUGGGCAGUAGAAUAAGUCAUGUACUGAAGUAAUUUUUUUCUCAUUUUUGUUAUGGAGGAUUUUAGAGGUGUUUUAAGUGCUUAUUGAUUUUUCUUCUUUAUCAAAAAUUCCAAAGAUGGGAGCCAAUUGUCAAAUUGCCAAUUUCAGGUUUUAAGACAUUUUUGCCAUCCCUGGUCCAUGAGUCAAGAAAAGAAAAUAUUGAUCUAUAUCCUUUUGAUGCUUGCUGAGCUGGUGUUCCAUGUAAUGUCACAUGGUUUGACUUUAGAAGCACAUUUUCCCAGAAAAGGUUCACUUUCAAAGGCCACUGGAUUAAAGUUUAGUCAAAAAAUGUGCUUGACUUCUAAAAGUAUCUUAUUAAAUAGUCCUUUUUGUUUUAGUUUGACCAUAAAAAAGGCACAUGAAAUGCAAAAUAGAUUUUAAUUCACAAUAAAUAAAUUCUAACAGGUUACAUUUAAGACAGAAAAAAAAUAAAAUUUGUCUCCAAUGGGA
Messenger RNA from Phyllopteryx taeniolatus (common seadragon), 2601 nucleotides. It is a transcript of the gene srsf9, whose product is annotated as serine and arginine rich splicing factor 9. The record is from RefSeq and is a predicted model, not a curated record. Lineage: Eukaryota; Metazoa; Chordata; Actinopteri; Syngnathiformes; Syngnathidae. Bases 375 to 1106 code for a protein of 243 amino acids. Gene Ontology annotation, molecular function: mRNA binding. The transcript is spliced from 5 exons. Gene Ontology annotation, cellular component: nucleus; cytoplasm; ribonucleoprotein complex.